Messenger RNA from Apodemus sylvaticus (European woodmouse), 1058 nucleotides. It is a transcript of the gene Sfrp5, whose product is annotated as secreted frizzled related protein 5. Gene Ontology annotation, biological process: negative regulation of canonical Wnt signaling pathway; non-canonical Wnt signaling pathway; canonical Wnt signaling pathway. Gene Ontology annotation, molecular function: Wnt-protein binding. The record is from RefSeq and is a predicted model, not a curated record. NCBI's taxonomy places the organism in Eukaryota, Metazoa, Chordata, Mammalia, Rodentia, Muridae. The transcript is spliced from 3 exons. The coding region runs from base 1 to 945 and encodes 314 amino acids.
AUGCGGGUGGCCGAGGGCGCGCGGACGGCCGCGCUGGCGCUACUGCUCGGGGCGCUGCAUGGGGCGCCGGCGCGCGGUCAGGAAUACGACUACUAUGGUUGGCAGGCCGAGCCGCUGCACGGCCGCUCCUACUCCAAGCCACCGCAGUGCCUCGACAUCCCGGCCGAUCUGCCGCUCUGCCACACGGUGGGCUACAAGCGCAUGCGGCUGCCCAACCUACUGGAGCACGAGAGCCUAGCCGAGGUGAAACAGCAGGCAAGCAGCUGGCUGCCGCUGCUGGCCAAGCGCUGCCACUCGGACACCCAGGUCUUCCUCUGCUCGCUCUUCGCCCCUGUCUGCCUGGACCGACCCAUCUACCCCUGCCGCUCGCUCUGCGAAGCCGUGCGCGCCGGCUGCGCGCCGCUCAUGGAGGCCUACGGCUUCCCUUGGCCCGAGAUGCUGCACUGCCACAAGUUCCCCCUGGACAACGACCUCUGCAUCGCGGUGCAGUUCGGGCACCUGCCUGCCACCGCGCCUCCAGUGACCAAGAUCUGUGCCCAGUGUGAGAUGGAGCACAGUGCUGACGGCCUCAUGGAGCAGAUGUGCUCCAGCGACUUCGUGGUCAAGAUGCGCAUUAAGGAGAUCAAGAUGGACAGUGGGGACCGCAAGUUGAUUGGAGCCCAGAAGAAGAAGAAGCUGCUCAAGGCCGGCCCCUUAAAGCGCAAGGACACCAAGAGGCUGGUCCUGCACAUGAAGAACGGGGCGAGCUGCCCCUGCCCGCAGUUAGACAACCUGACGGGCAGCUUCCUGGUCAUGGGUCGUAAGGUAGAGGGACAGCUGCUGCUCACGGCCGUCUACCGCUGGGACCGGAAGAAUAAGGAGAUGAAGUUUGCAGUCAAAUUCAUGUUCUCCUACCCCUGUUCCCUCUACUACCCUUUUUUCUACGGGGCAGCUGAACCCCACUGAUGGACCCCCUGCUCCUUGCCCCCAGCCAGCCAGCUGUGCCUUGCCUCGCCCUCACUCCCAGGCUGACCCAUCCCCCUGGCAAGGAUGGCUUCGCACCCACUGCUUGCACAGGC